This is a messenger RNA of Knipowitschia caucasica, 1434 nucleotides long. Lineage: Eukaryota; Metazoa; Chordata; Actinopteri; Gobiiformes; Gobiidae. The record is from the annotation of a GenBank genome assembly.
AUGGCAUUGGACCCGUACUAUGAUAUGAUAGCAGACAUGGCAAGAAAUGGCCUGUCAUCGACAGAGAUUUUGGCGAACCUGGGAGUACAUGGAAGUGGAAAAGGAUUUUCGACAAGAAAUAUCAGGAAAUACUGCGCUGCAAAUGGGAUCAGUUUGGGAAUCCCACACGCACGUCUAGAGCUGGAGGUAGCCCAAGCCAUAAUGGAGACUGGACCAAGUUUUGGAAGAAGAAUGAUGAAGGGGUAUCUUUCCACUAAAAAUGUGCAUGCGGGAGAGGCAAGGAUUGGAUCAGUGCUGAGAACUAUUCAUCGGCCAUACCAUGAAGAUAGACGCCAGGGUUCCAAAAAUCUGAACCCCAUACCAUAUACGGCUGAAUACAUGGUUGAAAGAAUCUGGCCUGAAGUCAACCAAUCUGUUAACUAUCCUCUGAAGACCGCCCUUGUGCAGCUGAUUGAUCAAGAAGAACUGGACAUGGAAAGCAGCCUGGUGAAGUACUGUGUGUCCAAUCUAACUGUUCAGUUGAGCCUAAUUGGUCUUGAAAGAUUGGUCACAACCUGGAACUCCCAUAGGAUCCCAGGAAGGGGGGUGCCAAAGGACUUAGCCGUCACUGGGUGUCCCAAAAGAAUCCCGCCGACUAUCCUACCACACGCAGAUGAAGCAGAAGCCCUUUAUCGGCAACACAUGGGAUCAGCAUUGACCACACAAUCAGCAAGUGCAACAGCUGUGACCGCUUCUCGACCUACUUCUAAAGGCUUUCAACGAUCAAUGUACCUUGCUGAGGUUUCAGACAACCGUCUAAACCCCACAAGAAUGGUUGUCAUUAGAUUUGUUGAAGCUGAAGCAAAUAUUGAGGGUAUUACUGUGAAAAUGCAAGAGGCUAUAGGGGACCACCAGCCUCUCAGUCUUACUGAUCCCCAAGGGAAUUUGAUACUUGACUCGGAGGGAACCAGAGGUUCUCUGUAUUGGAAGCAAAAUGCCCGCCGGAUUUUUGCCGUAAAGGAGUGUGAUUACCAAGAACUAGAGAGGAGGAAGCGAAGGAGGAGGAGUCGAAAAGACGAUGAUGGUGAAGCUCUUGGUGAAGUUGCAGAGAAGUUGGAAGAGUUAGUUCUGGCUGCAAGCCAUCUGCCAGAAAUCACUAACUCAUUGAAGGAGCUCAUGAGUGUUUCAGGCGCACAAAAAGGGAUGUUGAUUCCUUCGCAAUUGCAGACCGUAAAGGAAGGUUUUUCCUGUGUGAUUUGCAUGAAGUUCAUGGAGGAGCCUGUCUUCACUCUUUGUUGCAAAAACCUAAUCGGCUGCAGAGAAUGUAUAGAACAGUGGCAGCAAAAUUCGCCACACUGUGCCAAAUGCCGCCAGAUUACAGAAGUGAGAAGCACAUUCCAAGUGCAUGGUCUGUCAGAUGCACUGGGUGUGCUUAAAGCCAUCUCUGAGGAGUAA